Molecule: messenger RNA, 954 nt
Organism: Nelumbo nucifera (sacred lotus)
Lineage: Eukaryota; Viridiplantae; Streptophyta; Magnoliopsida; Proteales; Nelumbonaceae
Product: UPF0481 protein At3g47200-like
Source: RefSeq, a predicted model, not a curated record
AUGGAUGAGAAAAACAAGAGUGUGAUCGUUGAGUUCAAACAGAUCUCGAUUUCCAAUCCAAACAACCUCAGUAGCAGAGAUUGGCUGGCUUCACUAGUGAGUGAAGAAGAUACAACAGCUCAGACUUUUGGCUCUGGCGUCCGAAUAGGAAAGGUCCCCAGUGUAAUCCGUGAGAAAGGCGAGAAAAGCUAUGACCCCAAGGUGGUCGCCAUCGGUCCCUACCAUCAUUCCAAGCACGAAUACGAUCAAAUGGAGAAGCACAAAACGAAAAUGGUGAGGAAGUUCAUUUCGUUACUCACUCGUAAAAAAGGGGUAAAAGCUGAUGACCCAAAACAGAAAGCAGAAGCCCUGUACCAGAAGGUUGAUGAUGUAGCACAAGAAGCAAAGCUCUGCUAUGAGAAAGGUUCAGUUGAGAUAUCCGACGACGAAUUCAAUUGUGUAAUGUUCACAGAUGGUUGUUUUGUUGUCUAUUUCAUUCAUUGCAUGGUGAACGAUGACUUGGAGAAGUUGGAAAUGAGAAAUGAUCAUGUAUCUUUUGUAGAAAAUGACUUGUUCUUGCUGGAGAACCAGCUCCCAUUUUCAGUCAUUCGUGCAUUGAUGAGCUCUGAAUUCCCUCGCGAUGAUUGGAAGGCAAUGAUCAACAAGUUCGUUAAGUGGGAAAUCUCUAAAGAUGAUGACGAUGACUAUGAUGAAGAUGAAGAACAAGAUCCUUUUCAUCUCCUCGACCUUCUCCGGACCAGACUCCUCAAAAGCAACAGUAGGAAAGACAGGCCUCAACUUGGAACUAGCCGUCGGUUGCUGCAACUGGGAAUUCUCCGGCAGCUGUUUCACCUGAACCCCAAUCAACAAUCCUGCCCGCCAGAGCAAGAGACUGAAGACGACUCAAAGGAGUUUCUCUGGCAAUCAUUCGAUACAGCCAAGGAACUUAAGGCAGUGGGGGAUCAACUUCGGUAA